Molecule: messenger RNA, 996 nt
Organism: Eutrema salsugineum
Lineage: Eukaryota; Viridiplantae; Streptophyta; Magnoliopsida; Brassicales; Brassicaceae
Exons: 3
Coding region: 1-996 (331 amino acids)
Source: RefSeq, a predicted model, not a curated record
AUGGAAGACGGAGAACCUUCAAAUACAGGCAUGGAAGAUGGAGAAGCUUCAAAUAACCUUUCGGAAAAACUACCAAAAAGAGUCCUCGGCGAUGGUUGCUACCCCGUUGGUGCUCGGUUGAACAUAUAUUCAAAGGCCAAUGUAAUUGGCCUCCUUGUCGAGACGUUAAAGGGUACUGAAGAUCUUGAGAAGCUACUUCAUUCCCAGUUUGGGAAGUUAUUCCAUCUACCUGUUGCAAGAUGUUGCAACAGCGCCAAACUUGUCCAUGCCCUUCUAUCACGACAACUUGUGACCACGAAGAAACACGAGAUUUGGUUCCUCUUUGGUGGACAGCCUCUGAGAUAUUCGAUACGGGAGUUCAAGGAAAUCACUGGAUUGAAUUGCAAUCCCGAAGAAGAAGAAGAAGAAGUCGGAAAAACAGGAAUCUGGAAAGACCUGUUCGGAAGAGCGAAGGCUAUGAACGUGUAUGAUGUGCUUGAAAUGCUAAAGGACCCGGAUCUACCCCGAUGGAAACGGCUUCCAUUGGCCCUAAUCGUUCUUGUCGACGGUGUUCUGUUUUGCAAUAGCAAAAAUCUGGCCCUCACCGAGAAAUACGUUGAGAUGUUGAGUGACUUGGAUAGGUUCAUGCUGUAUCCAUGGGGGAGGGUAUCCUUUAACAAAACAGUAUCUCGUUUUCAAGUUCCGAAGGCAAUCACGGAUACCGAGAAAAGGGAGAAUCCUAUCCCGAAGGCUGUCAAAACGUUAUCACUGUUGCAUCUUGGGGACAUACAUGCCGUGGAAUCCGACCCUCUGUUGUCUGUGAAACAGAUGGUAGUGGAUGAUGGUGAGAAUGACCAACAGAAUGAAUUGCGUUGGGGAGAUGAGGUAGAGGAUGCCGAAGUUGCAUUCAUGCAGGAACUCAUGGCCGAGGGGUACAAAUUCACACCUUCGGAUUUUGCAGUGGCACCGGCACCUAUCGUGGAUAUUAGUGAUGCAGAGGACGAGGUUACCAAUUAA